Molecule: messenger RNA, 2082 nt
Organism: Lotus japonicus
Lineage: Eukaryota; Viridiplantae; Streptophyta; Magnoliopsida; Fabales; Fabaceae
Product: vesicle-associated protein 2-2-like
Exons: 9
Coding region: 340-1725 (461 amino acids)
Biological process (GO): endoplasmic reticulum membrane organization
Cellular component (GO): plasma membrane; endoplasmic reticulum membrane
Source: RefSeq, a predicted model, not a curated record
AAUUUUUCCCCCUUGUGCAAUUCAAUAACCCUCUGUUCUCUUCUCUGUCUACUUCACUCUCACUCUCACUCUCACUCUCACUCUCACAAUCCCCAUUUCAAACAAGAUCACGAUUCACACGCCUUUUCUCAAUCAAUGAUCGUUCAUUCAAACAAGAAGAAAAUCUCCUACUACCAUAAUCACUUGAUUCCAUUGAUUUCAUUUCCCUGCAAUCUUCCUUUCUGCUUCAAACGCUUGCGAUUCAUAUAACUGCUAUCUGUGAGUUGAGUUCAAUCGUUGAGCUCAAACGACUUCACUCAAACACCGUCUUUUUAGGUCUCGAUUCUGGUUGUUGAAAUCAUGAACAAAGCGCCGAUUCUUAAUAUUCAACCCAGGGAACUCCAAUUUAUAUUUGAAUUGAAGAAGCAAAGCACAUGCUCAGUUCAGUUGACUAACAAUACUUACCACUAUGUUGCUUUUAAGGUCAAGACGACGUCGCCGAAGAAAUAUUCAGUGCGGCCAAAUGUUGGAGUUCUUGCACCAAAAUCGUCUUGUGAAUUCAUAGUUACAAUGCAAGCCCAACGGGUAGCGCCUGAAGAUAUGGUGUGCAAGGACAAGUUCUUAAUUCAGAGCACAUUUGUUCCUGCUGAAACAACCAGUGAAGAUGUUACUUCCACACUGUUUGUCAAAGAUGCAAGUAGAUAUAUUGAAGAAAAUAAGCUGAAGGUGGCCCUAAUCAGCCCACCUGAUUCUCCAGAUUUCUCCCAUACUAGUGGAGAAUCUAAGAAUGGGCUUGAUCAUGAAAAAGUUCAGAUAUAUAGUAAAGAUGAAAUCCAAUCUCCUGAAGCUAUGGUCAAAGGAAACUUCGUUGAUGCUUGGGAUCUUAAAAAGGUAGAGAAUAACAUUGUUCAUGAAGUAAAACUUGAAGAUGAUAUGGAGUUGAAGCCAGAGCAUGAUACGGUGUUGGAAACUAUAAAUGACGUAGGGAUGCCAGAAGAAGAAACAGGUUUAAAAGUGUCCAAAGAUGAGGAGUUGAACACAGUGAAGGAUGUAGAGGAACUGAAGCCGCAAAAAGAAUUAGAGCUAGAAGUGUCAAAAGAUCUGGAUUCAAUCACAGUAAAGAAUGCAGAGGAAUUAAAACCAGGAAAAGAAGCUGAGUUUAAAGUGUCAAGAGAUCCGGAUUUGAACAAGAUAAACAGAGAAGAGGAACUGAAACCAGGAAAAGAUGUUGAGUUGAAAGUGUCAAAAGAUCUGGAUUUGAACACAAUAAACAGAGAAGAGGAACUGAAACCAGGAAAAGAUGUUGAGUUGAAAGUGUCAAAAGAUCUGGAUUUGAACACAAUAAACAGUGCAGCGGAACUGAAGCCAGAGGAAGAAUCAGAGUUAAACGUGUCAAAAGAUCUGGAGGAGUUUAACACUGUAAAGAAUGUUCAGGAACUGAAGCCAGAAAAAGAAGCAGGCUUACGAGUUUCAAAGGGUAUAGAGGAGCUGAAAUUAAUGGAAGCUAUUGAAGAGAUGAAGUUAAAAUUAGAUGGACUUGAGGCAAAGCUAAAUGAGUCUGGAAUAACAAUAUCAAAGUUAACAGAGGAGAGGAGGCUAAACAAUCAGGAGGCAAAGAUCUUGCAACAAAAACUAGACGAUCUUAUUAAUAAAGGUCCUAGAAAAGUUCAAGUUGGAUUUCCUUUUCUAUAUGUCUGCAUGGUGGCGCUCAUCUGUGUCUUCUUGGGAUACCGUUUACACUCUUGAAUCUUGAUAUCCGGGGAUCGAUCAUCCAGGAAGCUAUUAACAUUUUGAAUUGCUUCAAGUUUGUUGGUAGCAGAAGUUUAGGUGCAUAAUUCUGUGGUAUAUCCAUAAAUGUAAUAGGAGAUCUUUAUACUUGAGGUCCGUAAUGUUUUAUCUGAUCAAUCUAGGUUGUAAUCAGGUAUGUCUCCGCUUUUGUAUAUGCGAAGUUGGUCUUUUAAGGUACAGAUAACAUGAGAUAUAUAGCAGUCAGGUAGAUGACUGAAAUGAUUAGUGGAAAACUGCACAAGCAGUGGUGUAACGCUACACUUAAGAUUGUUCUCCUGUUCUUUGUCAACGACACAUUGAUCAGUGUUUCUGUCA